UGGAUAGCAAAUUUUAUUAAUAAUAAAAAUAAUAAUUAUCAUAAUAUAAUAAGCAAAUAAACUUUUAAAAUCUGAAAUGUCCAAGUUACCAAAGGCAUCUCUUAGUUUAAAGCAGUUUAUGCUGCGCCAGGAGGUCUUGAAGCUCUAUCGGGACAUCUUCCGUACCAUUCGCCAAGUUCCUGACAAAAGCAGUCAGGUAGAGUUGAGAUCCUGGGCGAGACACGAUUUCCAGACGAAUCGCCAUCAGAGCGACGAAGUGGCCAUAAAAAUGCUCAUCCAGCACGGCAGACGCAGCCUCACAGAACUAAAGACUAGCCUCCAAUUGAGUGGAGUCAGCGAAGGCAAAUAGAAACAAUAUUAAAGAGAAAUCUUAGCUUAAUUUGAUUUUAUUUUUGAGCUCGACAACCGUACGAAAAUAAAUACGAGUUAAGACUAA
Messenger RNA from Drosophila eugracilis, 436 nucleotides. RefSeq names its product LYR motif-containing protein 2. The coding region runs from base 77 to 349 and encodes 90 amino acids. Gene Ontology annotation, cellular component: mitochondrion. The transcript is spliced from 2 exons. The record is from RefSeq and is a predicted model, not a curated record. NCBI's taxonomy places the organism in Eukaryota, Metazoa, Arthropoda, Insecta, Diptera, Drosophilidae.